AUUAUGUUAUGUACUCUUACUCCUUAUGGGCCACCAAGGUGUUCAAUUGGGGUCUUUGUUCUUGUAGACAAAAGGUGGACAAAAGAGUUCAAUCCCUGAGAGCAGAAACAUGGGUGAAAAACUUGUAUCUUGGAUCCUCUUUCUUCAUCUGCUAGUAAUCAUGAGUUCCUAUGGUGGAAGCAGAGCAAGGGAAUUGGCUGGAACAGAAAACAAACUCCAAGCAAUCUCUGCUGAUGAUGAACAUCAAACAGCACACACACACCAUCAUCAUCAUUCCCAUGUAGACCCUUCUGUGAUGGUGUUCUUCACCUUAAAAGACUUGAAGGUUGGGAAAAGAAUGCCAAUUUAUUUCCCCAAAAGAGACCCUGCAACUUCCCCUAAGUUCUGGCCAAGAGAAAAAGCAGAUUCAGUUCCUUUCUCACUGAACCAACUACCAAACCUUCUCAAUUUUUUCUCUUUCUCUCCAGAUUCUCCUCCAGCCAAAGCCAUGGAAGAUACCCUGAAGGAAUGCGAGAGCAAACCCAUCCAAGGUGAGGUAAAAUUCUGUGCUACCUCUUUAGAAUCCAUGCUUGACUUCACUCAUAGCAUUCUUGGGUUGGAAUCUGAUGAUCUUCAAGUAUUUGCUACUUCACACCUAACCAAAUCCAGUGUCACUUUCCAGAACUACACUAUCUUAGAAAACAUCAUGAGAAUCUCAGCUCCUAAGAUGGUGGCUUGUCACACCAUGCCUUACCCUUAUGCUGUUUUUUACUGCCACAGCCAAGAGAGUGAGAACAGGGUAUAUAAGGUUUCACUUGUUGGUGAUAAUGGGGAUAAGGUGGAAGCUAUGGUUGUUUGUCAUUUGGAUACCUCUCACUGGGGUUCUGGUCAUGUUUCUUUUCAAAUUCUUGGGGUUACACCUGGAAGCUCGUCUGUGUGCCACUUUUUCCCAGCAGAUAAUCUCAUUUGGGCUCCCAAAUUGCAAGCUCAUGGUCUUUCAACCAUGUGAUUUCAGCAUCAACAUCCUAAUGUCAAGUGAAAUAUUGUGUUUAUCUCUAUCUCUAUAAUUAUUUUGAGAGUCUCAUUUAUUUAAUACUUAUGAAGGUAGAGAUAGACACAUAAUUUAACAUGACAGUGUCAUGUAAAGUUUACACAUGAGAGGAUUGUGAUCCGUGACUUUAAUACUAUUAUGCUGACAUGUGUAACUCAGAGUUGUCUGGUUUGGGUUUUACUUUGAUUGUUGAAUAAGGUACCAUCUAUAGAUCUAAAAAAUAUGUAAAAUUUCUUGUGGGUGCAUUUUAGUGUUUGCUUGUGAUGUCUUGUAUAAACAAUAAGCUCACCAUAAAGGGGGCAAACUACAGGCUUGUAUUUCAGAAUACAUGAUUUCUCCUGCUAGCCUAA
Lotus japonicus is the source of this 1380-nucleotide messenger RNA. Its product is annotated as BURP domain-containing protein BNM2A-like. The record is from RefSeq and is a predicted model, not a curated record. NCBI's taxonomy places the organism in Eukaryota, Viridiplantae, Streptophyta, Magnoliopsida, Fabales, Fabaceae. The transcript is spliced from 2 exons. The coding region runs from base 110 to 988 and encodes 292 amino acids.